Messenger RNA from Aureobasidium melanogenum CBS 110374, 342 nucleotides. Its product is annotated as cyclin-dependent kinase regulatory subunit. The transcript has 4 exons. NCBI's taxonomy places the organism in Eukaryota, Fungi, Ascomycota, Dothideomycetes, Dothideales, Saccotheciaceae. Gene Ontology annotation, biological process: regulation of mitotic cell cycle. The record is from RefSeq and is a predicted model, not a curated record. Gene Ontology annotation, cellular component: cyclin-dependent protein kinase holoenzyme complex; SCF ubiquitin ligase complex. Bases 1 to 342 code for a protein of 113 amino acids. Gene Ontology annotation, molecular function: ubiquitin binding; histone binding; protein kinase binding.
AUGGACAUCGACGCCACACGCCGCAACAAGAAGCCGCGUCCUCUGAGUGAGUCUGAGCGCGAGCGUUUGGACGAGUUCAUCGAGAGCAUCCACUACUCUUCAAGAUACUCCGAUGAUCACUUCGAGUACAGACACGUGCAGCUGCCCAAGCAGAUGCUGAAGGCGAUACCAAAGGAAUACUUUGACGGUUCGCGAGGCACUCUCAAGCUGCUAUGGGAGGACGAGUGGAGAGCAUUGGGCAUUACCCAGAGUCUUGGAUGGGAGCACUACGAGGUCCAUGAGCCUGAACCGCACAUUCUGCUCUUCAAGCGCCCCAUCAACUACCAACCCCCAGUGCACUAG